This is a messenger RNA of Psilocybe cubensis, 3837 nucleotides long. RefSeq lists its product as uncharacterized. Bases 1 to 3837 code for a protein of 1278 amino acids. NCBI's taxonomy places the organism in Eukaryota, Fungi, Basidiomycota, Agaricomycetes, Agaricales, Agrocybaceae. Gene Ontology annotation, molecular function: phosphatidate phosphatase activity. The transcript is spliced from 8 exons. The record is from RefSeq and is a predicted model, not a curated record. Gene Ontology annotation, cellular component: nucleus. Gene Ontology annotation, biological process: triglyceride biosynthetic process; fatty acid catabolic process.
AUGAACUAUAUUCGCGGCGCAGUCAGCGCAAUAAGCGCCCCGUACCAGUACUACAAAGAUCUCCCCCCAAUUAACCCCUCCACCCUGACCGGUGCCAUCGACGUCAUUGUCAUCCGUCGACCUACAGACAACGGCGAAUCUGAAUUGGUUUGUUCCCCGUUUCACGUACGCUUCGGUAAAUGGCAGGUCUUGAGACCAAGUGAGAAGAAAGUCAAUGUCUUUGUCAAUGGAAACCCAAUUCCGUUCAAUAUGAAGAUUGGUGAGGCUGGCGAGGCCUUCUUUGUUUUCGAGACCGACGACGACGUCCCCGAGGAUCUUAUAACCUCACCUAUUCUGCAGCCCACCAUGCCUGACGAAACACCGACUGGAAAUGCAUCGAACCAAGAUCCUGUUGACACAGACCGCUUCGCCGCCAAGCAAGAUGAGGAGUCACAGAAUCUCCAAGCACCAUCAGACUCGGUCGAGAGUGAACUCGGAAGCACGCGCGUCGAACCCGACUUUCUUGACCUCGACGGAAGAACACAGGAAGAAGAUACUAGUCCAGAUGACGUGCGUACUACUCCGAAGCAAAAACACAACCUCCCCUCUGCGUUGCGGAAAAGUGGGUCUCGGGCGACUAUAAAUCAGAGUUCCGUUACGUCUUUGCCGUCCCCUCCUCCAUCCCCAGGUUAUGAAAUUGAGCGAUCGCGUACGCCAGCCAUGGAGGCACAAGACGCACGCGUCGACGUAGCUCUUAAGAGGCUCAAUUCGGAGGUUCAUGUUCCUGAAGUGGAGUACCACCAUGAUGUUACUCUCGACAUGGAGGGAUAUAAAUCAGGAUACCAUGACCGUAUAGCAUCUGACAAAACGGUCAGAUCCUCUGGUUCUCUUUCUCCCUCAAAGCCGAAUUCGAAAGAACAAGUCGCAUUUCCUCGGAAAACGGAUUCCUCGACACCAUCCCUCCCAUCAGAUACACCAUAUCUUGUUCUCCCGCAUACGCAAUCUUCAAUACAGUCAUCGUCUGUAUCUUCGCCAUCUCCCUCACCAUCCCCAACUUCAGCAGGAUCGCGUUCGCCUAUUGCUUCAGCCCAACCAUUUUUCCGUGCAACAUCUGAACCACCUCCAGAUAUUGAAUCUGAGAAUGAACCGGUAACAUCCUUCUCCCUCUCUCCUCAAACUCAAGCUGGCGAGCAUCAAAUGCCUGUACAAGAAUACUCUUGGGAAUGGGGUGCAUUUCCACAGCCAUCUCCUCGAAAAGCCUCGUUUGGGAAGGGCGGUAGAAUCGAAUUACCACAUUGGCGUUCAGCAGUCAGGUCUAAAAGUGGAUUUAACGACAAGAAGGGAGGUUCAAUUUUUCUGGAAUUGCCCCCUAUGGCUAGCAGAUUUGGGAAUGGAAUACCUGAGGACGGCAUGGAUGAGAUUAUUCUGAGGAUACCGGGUGGAAAUGGCAGCACAGGACGUAGUAGAAGUGUUCCACCACGUUAUUUGGACAAUUCGGCGAAGAACGAGCGAAAAGGAAGUCGAGAGUAUAAAGAAUAUGAGGAUGCCAAUAGUCCAGGUGAAGAAAAUGAAGAAAGGGGAAGAAGCGCCCGCUUUUGGGAGAAGCAAGUUGUAGGGUCAUCAGAACCUGAAGAAGACAGCAAUACCAACGGUGUGUAUGGAGUAGGAGGGACAUUGAGCCCAAGUAAGAAUGACCCUACAAUGUUUGUGCUCAGCAUUGAAGGCAGAAAAAUCGGGUUUCAAUUAAGCUUGGUUCCUCUUGGUGAAAUAUCCGAGUCUAGCAAGGAUACUAGCAAGACGAAGCAAAGAUUCCAAGACGAGUUUGAGGUAGCAAGACAAUUUGAUCGCUUCCGAGUAGAUUGGCCAAGGUUUAUUGAGGACGAAAGUAUAGUCAGCGACCCACGACUAGUUAUUCGGUGGGCAGGCAAUCAUCAGUAUAUUACCCGAAGUGAUGGGUCUCCACUCAUGGAUUCUCUCAUAAUAUGGCGGUCGUCGGUUAUCCGCAAACGUGAAUCAGGCGAUUCUCUUCGUCCAGUCUCUCCCCCACCACCGCCUGCAGAGACAAGUGUUGUCAGCGAGGACGAAUUGUCAUAUGAACCCUCAGAGCAGAAGUCGCACGGGCGAGCAAAGUCGGAAUCUCCUUCAGCUGCUGAUAUACGGCAGCAAGACGAGAAAGCUGAACCAGCCUCCCAAGGCCAAGGUUCUGCACCCAAACCGACGUCCUCGUCAUGGGUGCAAUGGUGGAAUAGGAGUCGCAGAAAGGAUGCCUCUGAUGCCAAAGGAUAUAGUAAUGUUCUAAACCCCAAAAAUGACACCUCCACAUCGUCGUUACCCCUUCCAGCUAGCAAUACUUUCCUCAAAGACAACCGGAAGAGUAUUUCAGAAGACGUUGUAACAAAAUCUAGUGCGGCUUCAGCAUUCAUGCAACAAACUCCCGAUGGCGGUCUUCGUCCUUCGCAUGCCAAAUCACCCAGCGAUGCUGCUUCUGUUCAUUCAUCAAGUCCGCCAAAUCCACCAAUUCCCUCCAAAAGAUUUGCUAAGACCCUGAGACUGACGUCAGACCAACUCAAAUCGCUCAAUCUGAGGUCAGGUCCUAAUUCCAUCACAUUUUCUCUAUCAGCUUCCGGUGCAAUCGCAGCCACUGCUCGGAUUUUUGUCUGGGAUUCAACGGACCUUGUCGUCAUUUCUGACAUUGACGGCACAAUCACCAAGUCCGAUGGGCUUGGACACGUUUUUGCAAUGAUUGGGCGAGACUGGACCCAUCUCGGUGUAGCAAAGCUUUACACUGAUAUAACUCGGAACGGCUAUAAAAUAAUGUAUCUCACUUCUCGAGCUAUUGGACAGGCAGAUGCCACACGAGAUUAUCUUAAGGGUAUCAAACAAAAUAACUAUCAACUUCCCGAAGGACCAGUAAUUAUGAGCCCUGAUCGUUUGAUGGCUUCUUUACAUCGGGAAGUGAUCAUGCGUAAACCUGAAUUGUUUAAGAUGGCUUGCCUACGUGAUAUCCAACGCCUCUUCGGAGAAUCUGCACGCAACCCUUUCUAUGCAGGCUUCGGGAAUAGAAUUACUGAUGCCCUGUCUUACCGAAGUGUCAAUGUUCCCAGUGCCAGAAUAUUCACCAUCGAUAGCAGUGGGGAAGUGAAGAUGGAGCUUUUGGAAUUAGCUGGUUACAAAUCUUCAUAUAUUCAUAUGACGGACCUUGUAGAUCAGAUGUUCCCGCCGAUCCAUCGAAAGUGGACUCCUGAAUAUACAGAUUUCAACUAUUGGAAAACUCCUGUCCAAGAUUUCCCACUCCCAGACAUGUCUCCCCCGUCUCCUGCCCUUAGCGCACGCUCUGAUACCUCCAAUCAAAGCGCUUUAGCAAGACUACGAAAUUUCAGUCUGGGAGCAAACAAUAACCCACGACCAUAUGCCACUGACAGUCAGCCAUUGUCUAGUGGUGACGGUUACCGUAGCUCGCAUCUGCGACAAAUGUCGUCUUUCGAGAAGCUAAGCUCGACUUUGGGAUUCAUGACGCGGGUCAACGGUGAUCCAUAUCGUCGCAGUGCAAGUCCUGAAUCGUCAUCUUCAUAUAUUGAAUCGGAUGACGAAGACGAUGAAGGAGAGCUGGGCGUUGAUGGUCAGAGACGAAAAAGAAAUAGGAGGAGGAGCAUGACCAGUAUGCCUGGAACACUGGAUGAAAGUCACUUCGGUAUGGAUGAGGACGACGGAGAAGAGGGUGAGCAACAUGUAGGUCACGAAGAUGACGACGAUGAGGGUGCAUACGAGGGUGAAGAGAACCCAGAAGAGGAGGCAGAAGAAGCAUUUGAUGAUGAUUUACUUGCUGCUGGUGAAAUGCAAAAUGUGCCAUUUUUGUAA